AUGCUGCGAGAGCAUUUCGAACCCAAGCUCUCAGUAAUUGCAUGGAGGCACGCCUUCGAGCAGAGGGAUCAGAGGCCUGGUGAGUCUGCUGUGGACUUUGUUGCUGCCUUAAAACAAGCAGCUAGGCCUUGUGCAUUCAAGGAUCUAGAAGAGAGGCUCCGGGAUCGUUUAGUUUGUGGGCUUCGAAGUCGUGAGCUGCAACAGAAAUUUUUUGCAAAAGAAGAUGUGUCAUUCCAAGAUGCGUUAAGAGAGAUUGCAGCUGAAGAAGCAGCGGGCGAAGCGGUGAAAGCCUUGAGGCUUGCCAAGAACCCUCCAACACCUAGUACAGUCCAUCAAGAGGUCGCUUGGGAGGAUUCCGAAGAAGAGCCAGAGAUGGAGGUAGACAGGCUUCAGCAGCAAGCAGGAAGAAGGCCUCAGGAAGGUAGACAGCAGACAACCUCAGUCCCUCGGUGUUUCAGGUGUGGAGGUCGCCAUAAGCGCUCUGACUGCUGGUUCCGCUCCGCUAUCUGCCGGGCAUGUGGCAGGUGGCCGGAUGGGAAACGUAAAAGAAAAAGCAGCCAAUGUUCGGUGAAAAGCAAUAUGUCAGGGUACAUCCCUAGCUAUUUGGACAAAGAUGAGCAGUGUGUUGUAUGUGGAGACAAAGCCACAGGAUACCACUACCGCUGUAUUACCUGUGAAGGCUGCAAGGGCUUUUUUCGACGGACCAUUCAGAAAAACCUGCAUCCAACAUACUCCUGCAAAUAUGAUGGUUCCUGUGUCAUCGAUAAGAUCACCCGCAACCAGUGUCAACUUUGUCGAUUCAAGAAGUGCAUUGCUGUUGGCAUGGCCAUGGACUUGGUGCUGGAUGACUCCAAGAGAGUAGCCAAACGGAAGCUGAUUGAAGAGAACCGGGAGAGACGGCGCAAAGAGGAAAUGUUGAAAUCCCUUCAGCACCGGCCGGAGCCAACCCCAGAAGAAUGGGAGCUGAUACGAAUUGCUACGGAUGCACACUGCAGCACCAAUGCCCAAGGCAGCCAUUGGAAACAGAAGCGGAAAUUCCUGCCUGAAGAUAUUGGUCAGUCACCAAUGGCUUCCAUGCCUGAUGGGGACAAAGUAGACUUGGAGGCAUUCAGUGAGUUUACGAAGAUCAUCACCCCUGCCAUCACCCGUGUGGUGGAUUUUGCCAAAAAACUGCCCAUGUUUUCAGAGCUGCCUUGUGAGGACCAGAUCAUCCUUUUGAAGGGCUGUUGCAUGGAGAUUAUGUCACUGCGGGCAGCUGUGCGUUAUGACCCUGAAAGCGAAACCCUGACACUCAGUGGUGAAAUGGCCGUCAAGCGGGAGCAGCUGAAGAACGGUGGCUUGGGCGUAGUAUCAGAUGCCAUCUUUGAUCUGGGAAAAUCCCUCUCUGCCUUCAGCCUGGAUGACACUGAAGUGGCACUACUCCAGGCUGUGCUGCUCAUGUCCUCAGACCGCAGUGGGCUAAUUUGCGUUGAUAAGAUUGAAAAAUGCCAAGAGACCUAUCUGCUGGCAUUUGAACACUACAUCAAUUAUCGCAAACACAACAUUCCCCACUUCUGGCCCAAGCUCCUCAUGAAGGUGACCGACCUGCGCAUGAUUGGGGCUUGCCACGCCAGCCGCUUCCUGCACAUGAAGGUGGAAUGCCCCACAGAGCUCUUCCCCCCACUCUUCCUCGAGGUCUUUGAGGAUCAGGAAGUUUAGGGCGUGAGGAGGGAUGGAGGGGG
This is a messenger RNA of Protobothrops mucrosquamatus (brown spotted pit viper), 1721 nucleotides long. RefSeq names its product thyroid hormone receptor alpha (gene THRA). The record is from RefSeq and is a predicted model, not a curated record. The transcript is spliced from 8 exons. Gene Ontology annotation, molecular function: nuclear receptor activity; zinc ion binding; RNA polymerase II cis-regulatory region sequence-specific DNA binding. The coding region runs from base 1 to 1698 and encodes 565 amino acids. Gene Ontology annotation, biological process: positive regulation of transcription by RNA polymerase II; negative regulation of transcription by RNA polymerase II; cell differentiation. Lineage: Eukaryota; Metazoa; Chordata; Lepidosauria; Squamata; Viperidae.